GAAGACGAAGGUACUAUUUGCAGAAGCUGGCAGCGAUUUCAUAGACGUGUUGUUAUGCUUCCUACUUCUUCCAUUGGGAACGAUUAUGGAAGUCCUUGAGAAGCACUACGGAGACAAGGCGCCUGUUGUUGGAAGCUUAACCACUCUCUACAAAGGUGCUUCAAAUCUUGAUAUCAUCCAUUUCCAUGGAGAGGCUUUUAAGAAGUACGUGAUCAAUUCAACGCAUUUUGAGAGUGAAUUGUGUAAACUGAGGCUCAACAUCCGUGGUACUCAGCCCACAAGUUCCACUUCUUCGGAAUCAUAUGAAGGAGUUUUCACUGAUGGUGCAGCUUCUUUCAUAAUCACCGACGAUCUCUGUGUGCUGCCUAAUGGGACAGGUUCUAUCAUUGAAACUCUCAGCACUAUCGGCGUUUCUGUGAAAGAUAUGGAUGGCAUGGAUAUAAGAAAUGUGACAUUUGGACUGAAUGAGAUUAUUGCUUUGCUGAAGGAAUCAUUGAUUUCCUCGAAUCCACUCACUGCCCUCAUUUUCCCUGGUAGAAAGAUGAUUAGAGCAACAGAGGGGCGUGUUUUGUUACAUCAGAUUGACCCGAGGCCGACUCUUGUGAUCCCAGAAAAUACGAUGUUGAAAGUCAUGCUUCAGAAAUCUACAAACAAGUUUCUGUUUGCUCAGGCAGAUUGUGAUUUCGUAAAUUUUCUUUUUGUCAUGCUGAUCAUUUCCUUAGGAAGAGUUGAGUGGUUUUUGGGAAGUAGCACUGGUCUCAAGAGUAUGGAUAAUUUGCAUAGAAGUGUCGCUGAUAAUUUUAAUAAUAUGCAUCUGAAAGAUUCAGACACCAUAGACUUGCUAAUCAAGCCUAAGCAUCCUAAUUGCUAUUUGUUCAAUGGAAACAGACUCUGUCUUAUGAAUUUCGAACACAUUGGAAAUCAAUCUUAUGUCCACGGACCGAGAAUGUAUAUGGUACGUGAUGACUUGACUGUUGCACCGUUGGGGGUAACCUUAGGUCUUUCUGUUUUCAACGAGUUGAAGAUCUCUUUGUCUGAUAUAAAAGAAAUAGAGGUGCAAGUUGGGUUGGAAGAGGGUUUAAGCAUAUUGAAAGCGGCUCUUACAUCGACCACUGCUUUGACAGAUGGCCUCAUCAACCCCUUCUUAAAUAAACAACCUCAAUAAGAAAUGGAGCG
Molecule: messenger RNA, 1176 nt
Organism: Salvia splendens (bonfire salvia)
Lineage: Eukaryota; Viridiplantae; Streptophyta; Magnoliopsida; Lamiales; Lamiaceae
Exons: 3
Coding region: 86-1165 (359 amino acids)
Source: RefSeq, a predicted model, not a curated record